AUGGCUUCGAAAGAUAAUGAUACGAGUACUAUGGUGAAAUGUCCAGUGUGUAACCAAACUGUUGACAUAUCGGAAGUUAAUGAACAUAUAGACAGUGGUUGUAAACUACCUGCGAAUCCUGGAGCUGAAAGUACUAAACCUUCAACGAAGAAAACUCCUACCAAAAAGCUAACUUUAAUGGCAAAGAAUGAUUUCUUUGCCCCUAAAUCGGUAAAACGUAGGAGUAUAGAUGAUAUCGAACAAGCAUCAUCAAGCAGUACUUCACAAAAUGCUCAAUCUCCUUUGCCCAUUAAUCAAGAAAAAAAUAAUGUCGCACAGUCAGCUUCUUUGUCAACUAGUAGUCGCCCUAGCAAACAAAUCAAGACUAUCAAUACAAAAGUUGAUGUGGUACCACUGGCGGCAAGAGUUCGACCGAAAACUUUGGAAGAGUUUAUAGGACAAAAUGAAUUAAUUGGCAAACAUGGGUUUUUGAAAAGUUUGAUCUUGAAUGACAAAAUACCGUUAGUAUUAUUAUUUCAAUUUUUAUCAUCUCGGGGAUAUCUUAUUAAAACUAAAUUUUCUUGUUUAAGUUCGAUGAUAAUGUGGGGACCAAGCGGUGUGGGAAAGACAACUCUUGCAAAGAUAAUAGCAAAGUUAACACAAUCUACCUGUAAAGAAUUUUCCGGAAUUACACACGCUACUGCUGAUAUCAGGAAAGCAUUUGACGAAGCGAAAAAUGAGCAAAAAUUGUCAGGCCGGCGCACAAUAAUUUUUUUGGAUGAAAUACAUCGAUUUAAUAAAGCACAACAAGAUUUAUUUCUUCCAUACGUCGAAUCUGGAGGUGUCACACUUAUAGGUGCCACAACAGAAAAUCCUUCUUUUAAAAUUAAUUCAGCACUUCUCAGUCGAUGUAAGGUUGUCGUUUUGAGCAAACUAACGACAGACGAAGUGUUAGCCAUCUUAAAAAGGACAUUGAACGAAAUUCGAAAACAAAAACAUCAGAGCAUUCAAACUGAAGCAUCAAGUGCAACUUUGUCGACUGAAAAUGAUGAUAAUCAAGUGUUUGAAGAAGCGUUAAGAUAUUUGGCGGUGAUGAGUGAUGGUGAUGCACGGGUUGCACUUAAUUCAUUAGAAAUUGCCAUUAAUAUGAAACCGGAGAUACUGGAGGAAAAUAUUACCAAAGACGAUAUAAAAUGUGUAUUCCAAAAAACUCAUCUAAACUACGAUAGAGAUGGUGAAGAGCACUAUAACAUAAUUAGCGCAUUACAUAAAAGUAUGCGUGGAAGUGAUGCAAACGCAAGUUUGUAUUGGCUUGGACGAAUGCUAAUUGGAGGAGAAGAUCCUUUAUUUAUAGCUAGAAGGCUGGUAGUAUUUGCAUCAGAGGACGUUGGACUCGCUGAUAAUAGUGCAUUACCCUUAGCAAUGGCAACGUAUCAAGCGUGUCAAUUUAUUGGCAUGCCAGAAUGCGAAAUUAAUCUAGCGCAUUGCGUAACAUAUUUAGCAGAGGCAAAAAAGAGUGUACGAUCAUACAAAGCAUAUGGUUUGGUUAAGAAAACCAUUCAAGAGGAAUAUAAUUUUCCUGUACCACAUCACUUAAGGAACGCACCAAGUGGAUUAAUGAAAGAACUUGGAUAUAAUUAUGGAUAUAAAUAUAAUCCAGAAUAUGAGGGAACUGUUCACCAAGAAUAUUUACCUAAAGAACUUAAAAACAAAGUAUUUUUGGAUAUAUAUAAGGCAACAAAGGUAGAUGAUAGUAGAAUUGAAUUAAAAGAACAAGUGAAGCGUAACGAAAAGGUGGAAUUUGGCGGAGAGAAUAUUGAUUUUGAUUUUCAUUAUCUAUUUAAUGAAUCUAAUGGAAGGCAUAAAUUUGAAAUUACCGAUAAUCAGUAG
Funneliformis caledonium is the source of this 1869-nucleotide messenger RNA. Lineage: Eukaryota; Fungi; Glomeromycota; Glomeromycetes; Glomerales; Glomeraceae. The record is from the annotation of a GenBank genome assembly.